AUGGCUUUCGGCCUGAGCAAUAGUCCAUGUGGACUAGAGGUUGCAACAGCUGGAGUCGAGCUUGAGUCUCUGCAGCUAAGCUCUAUCCUUUCAGUUCCUAGUGAAUAUGUUAGUGAGCUCUCUUGUUCGACGCCUGGAUUCUAUUCUGAUACUACGUACGACUACUGUCGCCCUAUAAUCGAGGCCGCCUUCGACUUCUCUCCACUAUCUUCUACUUCUCUGUAUGAGGGUUUGCUGUGGGAAUCGUGCUGGAAGGAUUAUGUUGAUGACUGGCAGAUCGCCGGGGACCACAUAUGCCAAGUCCACUGGAAUAAAGAUCUGAGAGUUGGUGUCGCAGGCUAUAGAGGCUUUACCUUCUCGGAUGCCAAGCAGUUCAAUACAUGGUCCCUGGGCGAGGCGGAUGUUCGCUCCGUCCUUGGUUAUCGUGUUACUUCUGACGAUCAUCUUCUACCGAUACUUGAUAUAGAAGAGCUUCCCUUGGGUGUCCCUAAACGAGAGAUAAGCAAGGCUCUCUCUAGUCUCUAUGAUCCACUAGGUAGAUUCUUGGAGUACUCUAUGUGGGGGCGGUCCCUCUGGCGACAGGCGGUGGUAUCGGUGUCGUCCACUGGCAUUCUCUCUUGGGAUCUCCCAGUUAGUGAUGAUAUAGUGCAGGCUGUGAACUCGUGGGUCCGAUCGGUUUCGAUCUUGCACAAGACCCCUCGCUUUGUACCUGUACGCCCAGGUCCCUUUCUACAGGGAACGGUACAAAUUAUUGUCAGUCUAGAUGCUAGUGGCAUGGGUUGGUCGGUGGAUAUCAGAAGUAGGCUGCUUGUUGGAAGAUCUUCCUAUCCCAUAUCUCCAAGACUACUCGGUCGUGGUGGGCUCUUCCCAAAUAGCAAGAAUUCAUUGUCUACUUCCGACUCUCUUAUUGCCUCGCAUAUUGGUACAACCUCUCGGAAGGAGCUGCAUGCCCUGCUAAGGGGUAGUGAAGAGGCCGUCCGUCUUGACCGUACCUGCUCCUUGGACGAUUCUACUAAGUUCAUCAUCUGUACUGAUAGCUUGAUCAACCUUCAAAGACUCAAAUGGCUUGGAUCGAUGUCAGAAGCGAUGGCCAGUCUUAAGGUUCGCAAGGGAGGUCGUAAACGACAACUUUCUGACCACGACUUGAGAAGACUAGUGCAAGUCAGGGAACUUCUGCUGAGCCUGAGUACUUCAGUAGUAGUUGUCCAUGUGCCAUCUUCUCUCAAUGUGUCUGAUGCCGCAUCGCGCUGUUUACCCAACUGUGAUGUAGACCUUACUGAGCUCAAGGUCUUGCUCGAUAAUAUCCAUCUACGCCCUCAGUAUGUACCCCCAAGUAUCUCGAGUUCCGACCACGCGCUUGACGAGGCCUAUGUUGAAGAAGCUCAAGACUUGGUGGUUGAUGAUGUUGCAUGUAUCCUACAAGGGCUCACUGAUGAAGAAGCAUCCUUAUGUACCCUCACUCCUCGACCUGGCCAGAUGCCUGUCCCUCUACCUGAGUGUGAUGAACUCCCCAAGUUGACAGCUGAUGAUAAGUCACGCCUUGACGAGAUUAUCACGGAUUCUAUACAACAAGACGGAGAGAUGUGUGCGGUGUUUAUCUUCCUUACCAAGCAUAAGUGCACUGGUCAUCUUUCUCCGGACCGUGUUAAGCGAUUGUCUAACUCUUAUCUCGUUGAAGACGGUAAGCUGUAUCGUCAUGUGCUACAACGUCCUGAUGGUACUAUCGUACGUCAGCGCGUUAUCGGCCGGGGAGCCCGUCACCUGCAACAUAAAAUUAUUUUCGAUCUUCAUGUACGGAACUCUCAUCUCGGUGCUCGAGGUUUGGGUCGGUUGGUUCAAGAGACCUACUUUUGGGUUGGCUUGGAGAAGGUCGUUAGAGAUGCUCUGACAAGGUGCCGUCCGUGCCUCAGAACUCGUUCUCUCCGCUGCUUCAAUAGUUCUGCUGGUGUAAAACAUGUUGAGAACCUACUACCGGGUCAAGUACUAGGCGUUGACUUAUAUUUACCUCAAGUCCACACCCCGAGUACUACCAACCGUAGCUCUUCGAAGCGCGAUGAUGUUUCUGCCUGUUUGGUCCUAACUGAUAUGGUGUCUGGGUUUCUUACAUGCCAGACCCUGACUGGCAGUGUCACCAGUGGUACUAUCAUAUCCGCUCUGUCAUUAUGCUUCAGUAACACCAUCAGACCUGCCGUUUUGAUGCACGAUAAUGCCAAGGUAUUUCUCUCGAGAGCGGUAUCCGACUGGCUCGGUUCGAGGGGAGUUCAGCAAUUAGCUGCGCCGUUGUAUGCUCCAGAACUAUGUUUCUGGGAACGGUCACAUCGGGAACUUACUCAGUCAGUCAAGGCUGUUGUCAAUGAUGCCUCUUCUAACAAGCUAUGGUGGCAGGCCGUGGUUGAGGCAUGUGAUGCUUUGAACGACGUUCCUAUAGACCAGCACUUAUGGGUCUCACCUCGUAUGCUGAUGUUCCCCCAUUAUAAUCCUCAAGUCUUCUAUGAUCAGAAGAAUGCCUCGAUCGAGUCUCUGCGUUCUCGUCUUGUUCCAGUUGACGAUUCUCGGUCUGCCCAACGAGUCCGUGAGACCGCUAUCGUAUCCCAUCGUGCAUCAGUAUUGGCUUAUCUACGACACUGGCAAGAUCAACGGGAGCGCUCACGUUGUCGAGUCCUUUAUGGUGUGCGUAAUGGUCAGCAGUUCAAUCUACCGGUUGGCAGUAGUGUUUAUCACUAUGUUACCUCUGGCAGCAAGCUACAAGGCAGAAUGAAAGGCCCCUUUCGUGUGGCUGCUGCGGCGGAUGGGGCGACUGUGUUGCUACAGGGUUUCAACGGUCAGUGCUUUAAGGCCUGGGUAACUAACGUUGUUCCCAUCCCUCCGUGGCCAUCCUCUGAUACCGAAGGAAUACCUUCUGACGAAGAUUCUCAGCCGAAUACUACUGGUGUUGAGAUUAUCCAAGGAUGUCAGCAAGUAGAAACUCAGGGACCUGUGAGAGUUCCAGUUCCUUCUAGUCAAUAUCUCAGUCGACUGCCCUUCGAGUGGAAUCUCGAUGAUCUCCCACCUUUGUUGGUUCUCCCACCGCCUAUGAGACCUUGUUGA
Molecule: messenger RNA, 3087 nt
Organism: Perkinsus marinus ATCC 50983
Lineage: Eukaryota; Perkinsozoa; Perkinsida; Perkinsidae
Exons: 1
Coding region: 1-3087 (1028 amino acids)
Biological process (GO): DNA integration
Molecular function (GO): nucleic acid binding
Source: RefSeq, a predicted model, not a curated record